AUGUUUAGACAAGUCACAUUUCGUUCAUCUUCAUCAUUGUUCCUACCUGUAACUAGAUAUACCUUGAGACCAUUAUCAAUGACUAAACCGACUCCAUCAAACACUGCAUCUUCAUCCGAGUCAAACUUACCCAAAGACAGCAAAGAUGGCCAAAAUGUUGUACCCAAUGACGAUCCAGUGACUCACACACAACAACCAAUAAUAUUUGCUCCAAAGACGUACCAAUAUACCAAGGGACAUUUAGACGUUAACGACGUCUUGCCUAACCCAUUAGAUCAAUUUGAUAAAUGGUUUAAAGAAGCCCAAGAGCAACUACCACCUAAUUCAGACACUAUCAUCGAAUCAACCAAUUUCUCUACUGCUAGAUUACCUAGUGGCAGGGUAUCUAGUAGGAUUGUGUUGUUAAAAGAAUUGGAUAAAUAUGGGUUCCUUGUAUAUUCCAAUUGGGACACUUCAAAGAAGGCUGAGGAUUUCAAUAGCAACAAGUAUGCGGCAUUGACAUUCUUUUGGCCCCAUGUCCAACGUCAAGUUAGAGUUGAAGGAAUCAUGGAACACGUAACGAGAGAAACUAGUGAAAGGUACUACAAGACAAGACCAAGAGGAUCAAAAAUUGGGGCUUGGGCAAGCCCACAAAGUAAAGUCAUAUCGUCAAGAGAUGAUUUAAGUGAAUUGAAUGACGAGUACACGGCAAAGUUUAAGGACUUACCCGACGAUGAAAUUCCUUGUCCUGAAUACUGGGGUGGUAUUAGGAUUGAACCCUUGGAGGUUGAAUUUUGGCAAGGUGGUGUCAGUAGAUUACAUGAUCGGGUUACAUUUAGAAGAGACGAUAUUACCAACCCCCAAUGGGAAGUAAUUAGACUUGCUCCAUAG
Lodderomyces margitis is the source of this 870-nucleotide messenger RNA. It is a transcript of the gene PDX3, whose product is annotated as pyridoxamine-phosphate oxidase. Lineage: Eukaryota; Fungi; Ascomycota; Pichiomycetes; Serinales; Debaryomycetaceae. Bases 1 to 870 code for a protein of 289 amino acids. The transcript has a single exon. Gene Ontology annotation, molecular function: FMN binding; pyridoxamine phosphate oxidase activity. The record is from RefSeq and is a predicted model, not a curated record. Gene Ontology annotation, biological process: pyridoxine biosynthetic process.